AUGGACGACGAGUUCCUCUCCAACCGGCCCCCGUCGCCGUCCCAGGCUCUGAGCCCCAACUCCACCGAGGACCCCGGCUGGUGGGCGUCCUCUGACGGCGCGGAGACGGUGCACUUGGCCGUGCGCUGCGUCAUGACCUCGCUGUACACCGUCAUCAUCACGGUGGGGCUGCUGGGCAACGUCACGCUGGUGAAGAUCUUCAUCACCAACAGCGCCAUGCGCAGCGUGCCCAACAUCUUCAUCUCCAGCCUGGCGGCCGGAGACCUGCUGCUGCUGCUCACCUGCGUGCCGGUGGACGCCUUCCGCUACUUCUCCGAGGAGUGGGUGUUCGGCGAGGCGGCGUGCAAGCUCAUCCCCGUCAUCCAGCUCACCUCGGUCGGCGUGUCGGUGUUCACGCUCACGGCGCUCAGCGCGGACAGGUACAAGGCGAUCGUGAACCCGAUGGACAUCCAGACGUCCAGCGCCGUGUUCUGGACGUGUCUGAAGGCCGUUUCCAUCUGGCUGCUGUCCGUCCUGCUGGCCGUCCCUGAAGCCGUGUUCUCUCAGGUGGUCUCCAUGCAGGGUCACAGAGACGACAGUAACGUGACCUUAGUGAACUGCGUUCCCUACCCGCUGUCCAAUCAGAUGCAUCCUAAGAUCCACUCGGUGAUGAUCUUCCUGGUUUACUUCCUGGUUCCUCUGAGCAUCAUCUCCGUGUAUUAUUACCACAUCGCCCGCACGCUGGUCCAGAGCGCCCACGACAUGCCGGGGGAGGGGAGCGAGCACACCAAGAGACAGAUGGAGACCAGGAAGCGCCUGGCUAAGAUCGUGCUGGUGUUCGUGGGCCUGUUUGCGGUGUGCUGGUUCCCCAACCACGUGCUGUACAUGUACCGGUCCUUCCACUACGAGCACCUGGACCUGUCUCUGGCCCACCUGGUGGUCACCCUGCUGGCCCGAGUGCUCAGCUUCUCCUCCUCCUGCGUCAACCCCUUCGCCCUCUACCUGCUGAGCGAGAGCUUCCGCCGGCACUUCAACAGUCAGCUGCGAUGCGUUCAAGGUUCCCGGCCCGAGCGCCAAGCCAGCUACAUGCACAGCACCUCCCACAUCCGCCUGACCUCCAUCAAGAAGACCACGCCCACCGCCGCCAUCAUCGAUCCGGCGGCCAAUGGCAACUCCAGCAGACAGGAAGUGGCUCUGUGA
Molecule: messenger RNA, 1179 nt
Organism: Cyclopterus lumpus (lumpfish)
Lineage: Eukaryota; Metazoa; Chordata; Actinopteri; Perciformes; Cyclopteridae
Gene: nmbr
Product: neuromedin B receptor
Exons: 5
Coding region: 1-1179 (392 amino acids)
Biological process (GO): G protein-coupled receptor signaling pathway
Cellular component (GO): membrane
Molecular function (GO): G protein-coupled peptide receptor activity
Source: RefSeq, a predicted model, not a curated record